AGUCCGACUUGACCUACGUCCCAUCGAUAAAACAGCGCGUGUCCUUCUCUCUCACGGCGCAGUCGCGCACCUGGAGAACAGAGCGAUCAGUAGCCCGCACUAUAUCGCAACAGAACAGUGCUAGUUCGACGGUUCGCGGAGAACGUCGUGCUGCGGUCGGCGCGGCGCGCAGCCGCCCUUGUCGUCUUCUCUCUUUCUCUCUCAUUUUCGCGCGCACAUAUACCUAUACGUGAAAAAAAAUCCAUCGUCGUCUACUCAUCCUGCAGUCAUUCGUGCGUUUGCGUGCGGUAUAGAUACUCGCGGAGAUAUAUAGAGAGUCGAGUUCAGUCCCAGGAAAUGUCCGGAGAUGAUAGGCUUGGCCGCAGCUCCGGCUCAGGAGCGAGCGGCUGCAUCAGGGCUAGCCGAGCAGCCCUGAGCCACGAUGAUGAUGGCCUGAUCUCGACUCGCCCGUUGUAACUCUCUCAUCAGGAAGCCAAGUAGUUCGAGAUGGACCAGCCUAAGAACAGGCAGAGCAGACCUCGAUUGCGCACACACAGUAAUUCUGCUAGAGUCCUAGUGUUUGACCAGGCUGAGUCGCAGGAGCGAUCUGCUGCCAGCAGCACCAUGGAGCCACAGCAACAGCAGCAGCAGCAGCAGCAGAAGCAGCCGGAGGUGCCCCGUAGGCUACUGUCAACAUCCAAAGUUGAGAGCAAGGAGGCUCCGGUGAGACCAGUGAGCACUGAACUCUCGAAUCUUGUGCGUAUGCGCAAUUCUGCAAUUGGAAAGUCUGCCCCCUCUUUGUCUAUUCACAUGCGUGACUUCAACAUACCACGAAGAGCAGCCAAAGCAUCUCACAGAAAAUCCUUCAUUUCCACUACCUCUCCAACUCUGCCUAGAUGCCACUCCCCUCUAUCAGCAUUCGUCCCGAUCGUAGGCAGUCCCCUGGAAAGUCCUAGGAUGUCAUCCAGUCCACACUUUGCUUUUGUACCAAUAAAAAGCAGGAUCGGCGGAGGCGCGACAAAUACAGCAGACGGAAGACGAUGGUCCGUCGCGAGUCUACCCUCCAGUGGAUAUGGGACUACUCCUGGCUCCAGCAAUGUUUCGUCCCAGUGCUCGAGCCAAGAGCGCCUGCACCAGCUUCCGAACAUUCCGACGAAGGACGAGCUGCGUAUGCUGUCCUGCCACUUCUCGAAGCCGGGCACGCCCUGUUCUUCCGUGCAUCCGGGCUUUCCAGGUAGUAGCAACAGCAGCGGUGCCGGGACCAUCGGAGGCCACAACCACAGCCUCGACGAGGAAUCCGCCGCGGGCGGUCGUCGAUCGCCGCUUCACCGGCCGCGAUCGCGAAGUCUCAGCUCGCCAAGUCGCUCACCCAUUCUCGACAGCGAGAUCGUCAUGAUGAACACUUUGUACAAGGAGCGUUUUCCCAAGGCUACUCAGCAGAUGGAGGAGAGACUGACGAAUUUCAUCAAUGAGAACAAGGACAUAGACGAGUACGAGAUGGUGACUCAUAUGGCCCAGGACUCGUUGCCGAUUCUAAGAUUCGUGCAUCAUCAGGUCAUUGAGAUGGCUCGCGACUGUCUACAGAAGUCCCAGGAGAAACUCAUCACCACGCGUUACUUUUACGAGAUGAGCGAGAAUUUAGAGCAUCUGUUGAUGGAGACUAAAGAUAAAUCACUUGAGGCGGCGACGCGAUUGACGGGACUCAUAAAGAAACUCCUGCUGAUCAUAUCGCGGCCCGCCCGACUGCUCGAGUGUCUCGAGUUCGAUCCCGAGGAGUUUUACCAUCUACUCGAGCAGGCCGAGGGUCAAGCCAAAAUAACAAUUGGAAUAGAGAAGGACAUUCCGCAGUAUAUCAUAAACAAGCUGUCCUUGAAUCGUGACCCAAUUUCAGAACUGCAAGAAGAGAUGAAUAAGCUCGAGGAUUCGGCGAGUUCCAGCGAUAGCAACCUGCAAUUAGCCACGUCCAGUCCUAAUAAGCAGGACGAGCAGAGAUCGCGAGUUCCAUGCGAGAGUGACUAUGAGAUACUGAAGUUGAUCAGUAAUGGUGCGUACGGAGCUGUCUACUUGGUGAAGGAAAAAUCUACGAGGCAGCGAUUCGCCAUGAAAAAGAUCAACAAGAAUAACCUGAUGCUCAGAAAUCAGGUUGAGCAAGUGUUUGCUGAACGAGACAUUAUGAGCUUCACAGACAAUCCUUUCGUAGUUUCUAUGUACUGCUCUUUCGAAACUAAAAAACAUUUGUGCUUGGUAAUGGAGUAUGUAGAAGGUGGAGAUUGCGCCAAUCUCUUAAAAAACAUUGGUCCUUUACCUCCUGAUAUGGCAAGAUUUUAUUUCGCGGAAACGGUUCUCGCUGUUGAGUAUCUACACAGUUACGGAAUUGUUCACCGCGAUUUAAAGCCUGACAAUCUACUGAUUACUGCGUUGGGUCACAUAAAACUCACUGAUUUCGGCUUGAGUAAAAUGGGUCUUAUGUCUCUUGCCACAAACUUAUACGAGGGGUAUAUCGAGAAGGACACCAGACAAUUUUCCGACAAACAAGUUUUUGGCACACCCGAAUACAUUGCUCCGGAAGUGAUAUUGCGCCAAGGUUACGGCAAACCUGUUGAUUGGUGGUCUAUGGGAAUAAUACUGUACGAAUUUCUUAUCGGCUGUGUUCCAUUCUUUGGUGAAACGCCAGAAGAACUCUUUGCUCAUACAGUCAAUGAUGACAUUGAGUGGCCAGACGAGGACGAUUGGCCUGUACAACCUGAAGCAAAGGCAAUAAUAACAGCUCUGCUCCAUCAAAGUCCUCGAGAACGUUUGGGAACCGGUGGCUCCCACGAAGUCAAAGAUCACCCUUACUUUUACGGAGUUAAUUGGAAUACUCUUCUUCGUCAGAAGGCAGAAUUCGUCCCUCAAUUGACGAACGACGAAGAUACGAGUUAUUUCGAUACCCGUAUGGAUCGUUACAAUCACGAUUUGGGUGAUGAUACGGACGACACGGACGACUCCCCGUUGUUCGGCUCUUUCUCUUCAUACUCACCACAGUCCCGUAAGAUUUCUCAAACUCGCCCACCCAAUCUGAAUCCUGAAUCAGAGCCAGAUUCACUGAAAAAGCAGCUCUUCAGAACUGAACUUGAGAGAACCGUGGCACAAUUGUCUUUGAAUUCGCCGGUAUCUGCUCCGUCAUUCCCAUCCAAAUUGGAUGAUUCAUUGGAUAAGUCCAACGAUCAAGGUGAUAAAAGCACACUGAGCAGCAAUACUAGUUCAAGUAGUGCAAACACUUCUACGCCAGUUUCGUCCAGAACAGUGGAUCUCAAUAAGACUGCCAGUCCAGACACGGCGAGCAGCUCGGACUCGCAGUUGACAGUGCGAAAGACACCCCCGGCAGCGCCAACUCCCGGGACUGCCUGUCACAGCACUCCGGACAGCUCGCAAACAGAGUCGGACGAUAUCAGUCCACAGAUCCAGAGGAAGCGACUGGCUCACAACCGAGACAAGCUUCCCAGGUUCAGUAUUUCCUUCGAUGAUGAGAGUAAUAACACACUCGAUCUGACAACGGCGAAUAGAGAUUCCCUUGAAGACAAGAUGAAUUCGAGUACGGAUUCGUUCGAGUCCUUCUCUGCCUUACCUCUGCUACCAACUGGCAAAACAAAAUCACGAUCCGUCAUCAAAUCGGCGUCCACUAGUGGUCUGUCUCUAGUUAUACCGACCGGUGACUUUUCAUUUGAUCCGUCUACAUCCGUGCAGGCGAUAGAAUCUCCAGGAGGUUCGUCGACGGCUUCAUCACGCGACACCUCACCAUGUCGAGAAUUGAGUCCUUUAGUCACUAGUCUGAAACCUCCGAUAAUUAUUCGAAGAGGUCCACGCGGGUUCGGAUUCACUGUACAUACGAUAAGGGUUUACUACGGUGAUAGUGACUUUUACACUAUGCAUCACCUGGUCAUGGCUGUGGACCAAUCAAGCCCAGCAUUCGAGGCUGGCCUGCGACCCGGCGACCUGAUAACCCACAUAAACGGUGAACCGGUUCAGGGUCUGUAUCACACUCAGGUGCUGCAACUGAUGCUCAGCGGUGGCGACCAUGUCACACUUCGCAGCACACCGCUAGAGAACACAAGUAUCAAAACCGGCGGUCGUAAACGAGAGCCCGCGCAGAGUAAGAUGGCCAGGCGAGCGCUGCACCAACGUCAACGAAAGCAAAAGCGCGACCACUCUGACAAGAAGCGCAAAACUUCGCUCUUUCGUAAAAUAAGCUCCAAGAGGGCCAGCGUCGAGAUGCAGCAGCCAUUAAGUAUCAGUUGUCCUUUGUCAGCACCUAUACUAUCCAGCGACAGCAAACCACCUCUUAUGAUGGCAGCAGGAAUAUGCUCGCCCUCGAUGGUGACUCCGUCGCGUUCCUUCCAGGCGUUUGCUCGCUCAGCGCAGCAGCAGCAGCAGCAAGAGUCUUCGAUGCAUUUCAGUCCGUCCCCACCGACGAACCGUCCAUUGUCUGAAUCUUAUUCUAUAGGUAACGCGAGUCCCUGUUCGAGUCCGAAUUCCUCGUCUGCUGGUUCAAGUGGUUCGUUGGCUUCCAUUGGAAGCGGUGCCAGCAGUGGUGGUCCUAACGGCAGUUCAACUGGCUGCUCAGCUGGCGUCAGUACCGGCAGUUUGGGUAGCCAGGCGCACUUCAGCCAGCGGCCGAGCACUCUUCACGGUUUGAAGCACAAGUUGCACACAGCCGCGAAGAACAUUCAUUCGCCGAAUCGACGGAAAUCCGUUGGACACAUUCCGCUCUCGCCGCUUGCCAGGACGCCUAGUCCGUCGCCCAUACCGGCUAGUCCUACUCGCAGCCCUAGCCCCUUGGCGUUUCCCACUGGCCACCAGCCCGGCAGCUCCAAUACUACCCAAUCCUAUAGUCCUGGAGCGUCUUUAUCCACGCCCAAUAGUCAGAAGAAGACGUAUGGUCGUCCAAAGUCGGCUGAGCCCGGCUCACCCCUGCUACGCCGAGCUCUCAGCCCUGACAGACUGCAUCCUCGUUCUGCUGAGAAUAAAACCUCUAUUUCACCGCUGGCUAACGCUGGUCUGGUCAAGGUGACGCCGCGACUCAGCAUUAGCGCUCAGAGCACCUAUCCCGAGAGCUCUGAUGAGGGUGGUGGUGGAUGUAGCGACUCCAGCCAACCGGGUAAGGACGAGCUGGGUUGCAAGGCCGAGUCCGGCAAGGAUAGGAAAUCCACAAUAGAGCCCCAGCAGAAGUCCGGCCCGGACUAUUCGAAACUCGGACAUGGCAUAUCUAUAAGUAUCGCUAACGUGCCCAUACCUAUGAACUCGAGUCAGUUGCCGCGCAUCGCUGAGGAAAAGGACUCGCCUACGGGUACCAAGGAUCUUGUCGAGGCGCCGGCUUCGGUGCCACCGCCCCCAUCUACACCUAGCACUGUCGAGCCCGUUAACAAAUUAGUCAAACAAAUUCAGGAUGAAUCUCUCUGUGAGACUUACGAUGUACAAAGGAAAAGCAGUGGCAGCGACGUCGGACUGCUGCUGACAAAAGCUACGACGACGACGACUAGUGCCGAGAGUAAUAGCGAUAUUAAUGGUAAAUGCGAUAGCAACGAGUCUCGAAAGUCAACCACCAAGAGCUUUCAGUCGGACGGUACCGCCUGUUCCUUCAGAACGGAUGCGAUGGCGACAACUACUUCUCAUCAGAGUAAUCCUUCCGCUGAUAAUAAGCAUAAAUAAGCACGAAUCUUUGAGUUUCUGCUCUGUCUUUUGGUUUUCGUACGAUUAUUUUAUAGCUGCAACGGCGUACGCAUAGUUUAUGAAAUUUGUACUCGUCCGUUUUGAAGUCUGAAGUUUCUGCGAAGAUGACGAGUUGGUUUGAAAAAGCCUUCAGCGGAAUCCGACUUUACGAGCUUUCUUUUAAGAAGCCACUUCAUGACGAUCGUCGGUUUUCAAGCUUAAAGAUAAUACGCGUCAGCGUUGGUCAAACAAGUGAUAAAACGCGAAUCUAUCUAUACGUAUAUAUUGAAAGUAACGAUUGCACUGCAUACAAUGUAUAGUCGUUAGUCGUCACUUUUUGUUAUUUUUGGAUUCACAAUUGCACGUUGGUGUUUUUUUUCACGUAAGUGCUUGAAAUUUUUUUAGAUGUAUUUAUUUGAAGCUUAUCCGUUGAGCUUUUGUACAUAUUUUCUUUAAUUUUAAGAAACGAUUUGAUUCUUCACAUCAAAACAAUUUUUCCGAGUAUAGCGAUGCUUUUUUAAAACGAGUACAGAAAUGUCGUGUUCAAGGUUUGACACCUCGGAAAAAGAGAAUAUAAAAUACAAUGCACUCUGGUUGAAAAACUCACUGCCUUUUAGAAAUUUUACUUGAAGUAUUUCUUCAACAAACAUUUCUUUUUUAUUUUCAUGGUCCUUUUAAAUCAGUCGAGCGAUUUCAUCGUCCUAUACGUAUAGUAAUAUGUAUUAGCAUAUACACUUUGCAAGCAAAUAAUUAAUAUAAAUAGAAGAAUAGCAUCUUCUGUAGUUACGAGCCACGUUACACAAAAGUUUCAAUAAUUAUUAAUGCUACUGCUACUGCUAAAUCCGACUGCAGUAUUUGUGAUCUCAACGUAUAUAUCAUAUAAUAAAUAAAUCAUGUCAGUUUUUUUUUUAACUUUUGAUUAAAUUUUGUGCCAAUCAAGCAGAUGUGAUGAUUGUCAAAUAUACUUAAUCAAGAUGAAUCUUGAUUUUUCCAAUACACUAUUUUUCUCAAACUUCAGCAAGAAAUGAAUACUUUUGAUGGACUCAAAUAGCGGUUAAAAAAUUGAUAUGUUGAAUCAACCAAUCAAGUGUGUGUUUCUCAUAAAAUUGUACACAAUUUUUAUGCAACUAGAUGAAUUAUCUAUAGAGUUGUUAAAGCAAAUAGUGAAAAUUCUCUUAUUAGCACUGUAUAAAAGGAUUUGGUGUAAUAUUUCGUGUUAUAAUGUAGUUAGAAUAAUAAUAUUAGAAAAAGAGUGUGAUGGUCAACAUGAUUUUUCAGACCGUAUGGUGUUUUUCAUUUUUUUUUUUUUUCGUGAAGUCGUAGUAAUGUAUCAUUAUUUCUCCUAAAAACGAUGCUAUUAAUUUAUAAUCAUAAAUAUAAAUACAUGAUAUGGAUUUUCAGCGUGCUUAUCAUGAAUGAAUAAGAUUUUUUAGUCAGCGGGUUCCUUAUUUGUACAUUUUUCUCUGUAUAUGUUGGUAUAAAUACUUGAUAUUAACUUUAUAAAUGCGCAUAAUGCAAUGUUAAAUACAUACCUAGUUUAUGCUUCUGCAUUUAUUUUGGCGUUGAAAUUUAUUAUAAAAAGGAGUUUAAUAAGUCGAUUUCAAUGCCUAAGGUUUUCGAUACAGCAUAACUUUUUCAACUAUCAACACCUCUGGUCUGUAACUGUGAUUCUCUCUAUCAAGAGUGUGAGCAUGUAGACAAUAUAACGCGUCUACCUUAUCUAUUAUAUUUUUGCCUUUUUUAAAAUUAAAUGCGUAUUUACAAUAGUAUGAAUAUAAUAAACGGGAGCGUUUCUUUUUUCUGACUAGCCCUUCUCUUAAGCAUAUGCAAACACUGUCCUAUGAAAGAGUAAAAGUAUCAAACGGUAUAAAUAUAAAAUUAUUUUUCGUGCUUUUGAAUUGCGCACAUGUUAUUGUUGUAUGUGUCCCUUUUUUAUAAUUCUGUGUGUACAGAUGUACUUUUUCGGAAUGAAGAUCAGUGAGGAAGUCAGGAAUGCAGAAAUGUAUUGGAUGUAUUCUCAUAUUUUUGUUGAAAACUGUUGAAAUUCUUCGUUGUAAUAAUUUUGUAUUUAUCAACAAUCUCAUAUGAAAAAAAGGUUGAGAAGAAAACUUUUUGCUCAUCUUUCACAGGAGGUGCACAGGUGUAAUGUGAACAACAUUUAUGUAUAAUGUCAUAUAUAUAAGAAGGAUACACAUCGAUUAAAUAAAAAGAAAUGCAUUUUCUCUUA
Messenger RNA from Nasonia vitripennis (jewel wasp), 7894 nucleotides. It is a transcript of the gene dop, whose product is annotated as microtubule-associated serine/threonine-protein kinase 3. NCBI's taxonomy places the organism in Eukaryota, Metazoa, Arthropoda, Insecta, Hymenoptera, Pteromalidae. The coding region runs from base 487 to 5667 and encodes 1726 amino acids. The transcript has 23 exons. Gene Ontology annotation, biological process: peptidyl-serine phosphorylation; intracellular signal transduction. The record is from RefSeq and is a predicted model, not a curated record. Gene Ontology annotation, molecular function: ATP binding; magnesium ion binding; protein binding.